Messenger RNA from Ziziphus jujuba (common jujube), 1647 nucleotides. Its product is annotated as beta-glucuronosyltransferase GlcAT14A. The record is from RefSeq and is a predicted model, not a curated record. Bases 215 to 1504 code for a protein of 429 amino acids. Lineage: Eukaryota; Viridiplantae; Streptophyta; Magnoliopsida; Rosales; Rhamnaceae. Gene Ontology annotation, molecular function: glucuronosyltransferase activity. Gene Ontology annotation, cellular component: membrane. The transcript has 4 exons.
UUUUUUUUUUUUUUUUUUUUUGGUUAUUUCAAUCGCUUAGCUUUCCAAAGCUCUUGCCUAGCUACUUCUGAUCUAUAUAGAAACUUCUUGGUCAUUUUGGUCUAAAACAAAUCUGGAUUUCUGAAGUCAGUUUCAUCUGGUUAUGCAUAUAUAAACAAGUUUAUGGUCAUCUUCUGGUGCUGGGAUUUGAAGAAUCACAUUGGUUUUUGAUGCAAUGAGAAAGUUGCAGAUUUUAGCAUGGAUAUCAGGUAAAUGUCUAUGGAUUUCGGCAUUAGCAAUUACUGUAGUGUUAUUAGGAGCAUUAUCUAAGUCAUCUACAAAUAGGGUCAUUUCCAAUAAAAUCAAUGUUUUUGAUGAUAUACAACUACCAAUGAGAGUUCCAUUAAAAGGGAAUGGCUAUCCUCCUAUUCUUGCUUAUUGGAUCUGUGGCACCAAUGGAGACAUUAAGAAAAUGCUGAGGCUUCUUAAGGCAAUAUACCAUCCAAGAAACCAGUAUCUUCUGCAACUCGAUGCGGAUUCAUCAGAUUAUGAAAGGGAAGAGCUUGCAGUUUCUGUUGAAUCCGAUAGGGUUUUUCGAUCGUUUGGAAAUGUUAAUGUUGUUGGAAAAAGUUAUGCCAUUAAUCAAAUGGGAGGCUCAGCUGUUGCUGCAACUCUUCAUGCUGCUGCAUUGCUUCUUAAGCUUAGUAUUGGAUGGGACUGGUUUAUUACAUUGAGUGCUUCUGAUUAUCCUCUCAUGACUCAAGAUGAUCUUCUCCAUGCUUUCACUUUCUUGCCAAGGAAUCUCAAUUUCAUCUUAUAUAACAGAACUCGCUGGAAAGAGCGGCAAGAGAUAAAUCGAGUUGUCGUUGAUCCAAGUUUAUAUCUCCAAAAGAGUGCUCCAAUCAUGUAUGCUGUAGAAACCAGAGAAAACCCAGAUGCUUUCAAUGUAUUUGGUGGUUCACCCUGGGUGAUUCUAACAAGAGAUUUCAUGGAGUACUGUGUAAAAGCAUGGGAUAAUUUCCCAAGAAAGUUGCUAAUGUACCACAGCAAUAUGAUAAACCCUCUAGAAUCAUACUUCCACACAGUCCUAUGCAAUUCACCACCUGAUCUUCAAAGUACCAUAAUCAACAACCAUCUUAGGUACAUUGUUUGGGGGUCUUCCACAGAUGGGGAACCACAAUUCCUGACCAUGUCAAACUUUGAGCAAAUGCUUGAAAGCAAAGCAGCUUUCGCUAGACCUUUUCGAGAAGAUGAUCCGGUGCUAGACGAUAUCGAUGAAAGCGUUAUAAACAGACCUCCUGGUGGAUUUGUGCCUGGAGAAUGGUGCUCUAGACAUGGGAAGAAUAAUAAGAGCUUUGAGAAUGGUACAGAGGCUGAUAAUGAAGAAUUUUGUGGAAGUUGGAGCAAUAUUAACAGUGUCAAACCAGGUACUCAAGGUAUAAAACUUAGAAUUUUGUUGAGCAAACUUGCUGCUGAUGUGGGAAAGAAGAGAAGUAAUCAGUGUCAAAACCAAAUGGUAAAUUGAUCAAUUAUAGGAAUAUUAUUGCAAAAAAAUAUAUUUAUUUGCUUCCUCAUAUGGACAGUUUUUUUGGCAAAAGAGAGAAAAAACUAUAUAUAGCAUUUUUUUUUAAUCCAAUUAGGAUUGUUGAUCAUUUUGCAUAUAGGUUA